AUGUCGACAAAGAUGUAUCUCUUCAUGAUUGUUGUUUGUACUAUCACUCUUACGUCCAUACUUGCGGCCGACAACCCGCCACCACAAAAGAAUCGAUACCCACAUACGGCAUCAGCAAAAAUCAAUAACGGUGCUGUUCAGGUUACCAUCGAUUUUGCGAAAGUGCCCAAGGAGAAUCGUCCGCCAGAGACCUCUCAUUUCAAGGCCGACAGACCAUUAACUAGUGUGACGGUCAAGUAUUCUGGAUUGGAAGCUGGAAAAGACUUUACCUACUUCACUGAUCCUGAGUGCGAUCAUCUUGUUCAGUUCACGAGAAACCGAUUACAGGAUUUGUCCGGAAAGCACGGUGUGUUGAAAGGCAACGGUCCGGCAGAAACCCCGCUCGCCGUAUACUACGAUGCCCAUCUCCCAUUGACAUAUUCUCAAAGAGGAAUCGUGGGCAAAAGUGUUGUGAUCCAUGAUCCAACUGGUGCAGCAGUUGCUUGUGGUAACGUGGUAGAUCCAACUGCUCCUGCUGUUGCUUGA
Messenger RNA from Puccinia graminis f. sp. tritici CRL 75-36-700-3, 525 nucleotides. RefSeq lists its product as uncharacterized. Gene Ontology annotation, biological process: superoxide metabolic process. The coding region runs from base 1 to 525 and encodes 174 amino acids. The transcript has 4 exons. Gene Ontology annotation, molecular function: metal ion binding. Lineage: Eukaryota; Fungi; Basidiomycota; Pucciniomycetes; Pucciniales; Pucciniaceae. The record is from RefSeq and is a predicted model, not a curated record.